AUGGCGUCUUACGAUGCGUAUUACGCCGGCCAGCGCCGCAGGCAAGAUGAACAUGUUUAUCAUGCCGACGAUAGACACUCACGAAGUCGUAGUCCACCGCCGCGUGGCUUGGAUUCCCCGAGCCCCACUCUCAUGUUGAGAAAUUUGUCCAAUUCUACUGUGGAGCGUGAUGUGGGUACAUUUCCUCUCUUAUUUUCAAAGGUUCAUCGAGCGCUUGAAAACGAGCGUGCUAGGUACACUGAAGUUCGCCUAGUAAGGGACAAGAAGAAUGGCCGCUUGAAUGCAUUUGUUGACUUCUGCAGCAUAAACGACGCCCGGCAAUUCAUGAAGGAUUGCAGGGUAGGUCUUGUGAAUGAUGCUCAAAGCUUCCAGGGUGAAAUUGAAAUUCGAAAAUCCGUCAUCAGAAUGACUUACAGCAACCCAAAAGAAAGGAGAGACGAUGAUCGGGUAGGUUCUUUUCGAACGCCAUUCACCGUCAAGUGUGAUGAGCCCUCACCAACGAUAAUGUUACGCGGUAUUCCUCCAUCCAUGGACAGUCGCGAUAUUCGGGAUGCGCUGGAUGAUAAUCGCAUAAAUUAUGUCGAUGUCAGGGUAAUCCGAGAUAAGAACACAGGUGUAACGAAGGGCUUCGGUUUUGUGGACUUUGCUACCAUUCAUGACGCGAAACGCUGGAUGGAAUUCCAAAAAGGUAUCCUGCGUGUGCGACGGCAUGAAUUACGUUUGACGUAUAGUGCUCCACGUCAAGCUGAGGAACUACCGUAUGGUUCCGGACCACCAGUACCCCCUUUGAUGGGACGUCCAGGUCCACUGUCCGAGGUAUCAACAGGCGAUUGGAUCUGCUCGAGGUGUUCUAGCCAUAACUUCAGACGUCGCGAGCAGUGUUACAAAUGUCAACUACCGCGCUCUCAGGUUCAAUCUUUGACGAAUUCCGUUGACGGUGUCGAUCUUGUUGGAACAACUCCCUGUAACACGUUGGUUCUGCGAUGUCUCGAUGCCUUGACGACUGAAGAAGACAUAUGUAAAGUCUUUGAAGAUACUGCUGAUGUGAAGGUCCGUCAGUGUCAUGUCAUGCGCGACGAGGUGACCCACACAUCACGUUGCUUCGCUUUCGCAGAACUACCGACGGUCGCGGAUGCCUAUAAAGUUAUGGACAUAGUUUCUAAAGAGUACAAGCUCUUUGAAAUAGGUGGAAAGGCGGUCACGGUUUCGUACGCCAAGAACACUUUCAACACCAUCAUGGCGACCCUGAAAACCGAAGGAUCUUACAAUGCUCAACUCAACAGUAGCCGCAAUCUGGCCCUAGAUUUGGCUCAUGCUGCCAUGGCAGCACAAAACAGCAACAUAACACCCGACGCGAUUGCGAUGAAUGCAGUCGCGGCUUCCGCACUUUUGAGCCAGGGCCCAACAAGCGGUCCAGCGGUCGCACACGCAGCUAUUCAACAGAAGCAAACGGAACAGCAUCUGAUUUCAGCCAUCGCCAAAUCAAUGCGUGCUGCACAAGAUCAUUCGCAGUCUAAUUCAUAUGGAACAUCUGUGGCUCGAAUAGUAGCUGCAGGCCAAACUUUGCCGCCACCGAGCUUACCUUUUCAUGCUGCAACCGCCGCCAUGACAGUUUUCCCUUAUCCGGACACAACUAAGUAUAUUUAUGAUGAAUCCACGCGUUUCUACUACGAUCCGGUCACUGGUUUGUUGUACGAACCCAACUCCAAGUAUUUCUACGAUCGUGUCAGCCAGCGAUAUUACUACUGGGAUCAGACCCGUAGUACUUAUUUCCCAGUCCCCCAACCUGGAUCCACUGAAACGGCUUCAAAACCGGAGACCGAAGGGACAAACAGCGACCAGAAUGCAGCCACUAAAAAUAACACUGAAGGAAAUUCCGAAGGCGGCGAACGGGUGAGACUAUCAAAAGGUAAAUCGGCGCAACAAAUCGCAAAGGAAAUGGAAAAAUGGGCCAAGCGUAUGAACGCUCAGAAGAAAAACCCGAUUGCUGUGGCGCCACGCAACGAAACAUCCAGCGCUGAAACCAGUCGGACAGCCGAUACUGGCUACGCCCUUUUUGAAGCUGCCGUUUCUGCCCCUCCUACCUCGGAAACGCGCCCUGGAUCCGAGCGCAACUCCAGCCUUGUUGCACAGUAUGGUGGAGCAGAAGACAGUGAUGAUUCAGGCCCAAAUGAUCUGCUCAUCAACAGGCAGAAAGAGCUUAGUGACGCAGAUCUCGAAGCCGAAGGAAAAGUGGCGGACGAAGAGGCCAAGCUACUGGACUGGGCAAAACUAGCCUGUUUACUUUGUUCAAGAGGCUUCAAAGAUGCAGCAACCCUUCAGAAGCACCGGGCAUUUUCGGCCCUUCACAUUGAAAACCUCAACAAGCUUAGGGCGAAACAUGGCCUACAGCCACUGCCGACACAAAAGACAGAGUCCCCCGCCGGUGCAGCCGGUGCGAAUUCAGGCAACUUGUCAAUAUCUUCGCUGAUACAGAUUGGUGCCGAUGCAGCCAACGAUCAUGCUAAGUCGGUCGCGGCCCGACAAGGGGCCCCCCAGUACCGCGAUCGCGCCAGGGAGCGUAGAGAAAAGUAUGGAAUGCCUUCUCCUCCUCGAAGAAAAUACGACCGGAGCCCGACACAUACUGUGCCAUUGCCUACUGCUGAGCCAGUACCGAUGUUGGGAGUUGCGCCGGCCUUCGCUCCACCGCAACCUACCGGAAUUGUGGAAACUCCCUUCCCGGGCAAUCAUAGCAAUGUAAUCAAACGGAUCUACUUCCUGCCACAACGAAGUUCUGGUUUCUACGAUAACUUACAAUAUCUAGGCUACUUAGCGGAACACACUCAUUUGCAAAUCAAUUUAGUUUUCACCGAAGACUCAACCGAAUCUCUCGUUUAUGAUAUUCUACAACUGAAUGUGCUGCACACAGGCCGUCUCAUUCAGUUGGCACGAUAUUCGAGAUAUUGUGAUAUUCGUAAUGCACUACUCAUAAGGCUGCACAUUCAGUUGCCUGGAAACAUCACAAACGAGAGAUCCAGCUGGGUUCCAGCUUUGUCUGCUGAAUUCAUUGUUCAACGUGCCACCCACGUGCACAUUAACUCUUUUGGGAUCGAAAAGUUGGCGAAAGAGAUACGGCUAUCUACGAAGGCCAGCAAGGUGCCGGAUUGUUUGCCUUCACAUCCCUAUUUAGUUUCUUUUUUGAAACGAGCGCAACUCCUCGUUGGUGAACUCUGGUUGUGUUUCAACGGACAGGGUGUUGGUGCUUUCGAUGAUAUUGACAAAAUCACCGCAUUCGCAGAUUACAGAGUACCACAAGUUCUGUUCUAUUAUGGUGCUGUUUCCUACUCGGACAAACUUUUGGAUGUGAUUCGUACGGGUGAACUGAUCCCUAAUGGAAGUCAGUUGGAGGUAGAAAUCCGCGGUGCAACAAUUCACGCUGUUCAGGCUCAAAUGGACACCGAAAUAGAACAGUUUUGUCACAAAUGUGAACCUUGUCAAAUGGCAGCAAAGACACCUCCCAAAUGGCCAGACCAACCAUGGCCGAAAAGCAAGAAACAUUGGGAAAGAAUUCACUUGGAUUAUGCAGGUCCAAUCAAUGGUCAGUCGUAUCUCAUUCUGGUGGAUUCAUUCAUUAAAUGGCCAGAUGUGUUCCUUUUGGGCAAUACUACGGCACAGUCAACUGUCGAUGAACUGGCUAGGGUGUUCCAAUAUUUCGGUAAUCCGGAGCUGAUUGUGACCGACAAUGGAACACAAUUCACCUCAACACACUUCAGACAGUUUUGCAAAGAAAAUGGUAUCGAGCAGAAGUUCUCACCGCCUUAUCAUCCUCAAUCCAACGGGCAGGCUGAACGAUUCGUGGAUACCUUCAAACGGGCUCUACUUAAAAAUGCACGUUUGGACGGAAAAUCAGGACUACUUAGGACAAUGUUAGGCCCAAGAGGAAGGACACCAGAAAUGCGGCAAAUAAGACAAACAGACGGACCGCGAAAAUUCCGCAUUGCUGACGUGGUUUACGCAAGAAACUUUCAAGGUCCCGAAAAGUGGUCCAGUGGUACUGUCCUGGGUAAAAAAGGGAACGUGGUCUACGAAGUCGACGUUGGACAAGACGUAUCAACCAGCUACGACCAAACCACAUGCAAACUCAAUACCGGCAAGAAGCAGAAAGUUUCCAGUGGGACAUCUUGUUUGGACGACGAACAUGUUCGACGUCUCGAACUAUCCCAGAACAUGACAGUACCGCAUAGUUUACAGCUAAGACCCAAUCGAAAACGGAAACGACCAAACUGGCUCCAAGUUAACCCGAAGAAGAAGAAAAGCUACGAUCAGAUUCAAGCAGUGCGAAAACGGUUUCAAAUUGAAAGGGGAG
Messenger RNA from Opisthorchis viverrini, 4345 nucleotides. RefSeq lists its product as hypothetical. The transcript has 19 exons. Gene Ontology annotation, molecular function: RNA binding. Gene Ontology annotation, cellular component: nucleus. Gene Ontology annotation, biological process: mRNA splicing, via spliceosome; DNA integration. Lineage: Eukaryota; Metazoa; Platyhelminthes; Trematoda; Opisthorchiida; Opisthorchiidae. The record is from RefSeq and is a predicted model, not a curated record. The annotation marks the transcript as partial.